CUCUGCUUCUCUUCAUAAAAGCCGUGUUGCCGCUUACCACGUACCAUUGCUCACAGCAAGGAGACAAAGCGCUCUCAUCACAAGUCCCCACAGACGGCACCGUCCUGUCCGCCAGCAGUACCCGUCCUUAGUAAGGAAGCAGCCGUGGAUGCCACACCAGCUCUGUCCCAUGGAGGGAGGCAGAGAGACUGUUCCACGGUGACCAAUCCACAAUCUCCUGACCUACCCCCAAUCCUGCCUCUUAACCUACCCACCCUCUGACCUACUCAGCCCCGCCACUAACCUAUCCAACCUCACUUGCAGCCCACCCAACCUCACCUCUAACCUACGCAACCUCACCUCUAACCUACCCAGGCUCACCCAACUUACCCAACCUCACCUUUAACCUUCCUAACCUCCAUCCUACCCUAGCCCACCGACAACCUACCAAAUCCCACCUCUAUCUUUUCCUAAGCCCAGCUCAAAUACCCAUACUCAACCCCCUGACCUACCAACCCUGUAACCUACCCAACUUCAUCUCGAACCUACCUAAUUCGACUUCCAACCUCACCAUCUCUAAUCUAUCCUCGACACCUCAACCAUCUGUCUUUAACCUACAUAUACUUCCGCCCUCCUAUAUUACCCCUUUCUUUUACCAGCCAGCUACACCUUCCCUCCUGACCAUGUCCAAUAACAGCAGCUCCCUGGGGGGCUGGGAGGCCUCUGAUUGGACAGAGUCCACCACGUGCCCGCCCUCAGUGGGCGGAGCCACCUUCCUGAUCGUGGCCUACAGCACGGUGAUCGCCGUGGGGCUGCUGGGAAACGCAGGCCUGGUGUUCAUCAUCGGCAGGCAGCAGGAGUUGCGCAACGUCACCAACAUCUUGAUCGCCAACCUCUCCUGUUCCGACAUCCUCAUGUGUGUGGUGUGUCUGCCUGUCACGGUCAUUUACACCCUGAUGGACCGCUGGGUCCUUGGGGAGACCCUCUGCAAGGUGACUCCGUUCAUCCAGUGCAUGUCAGUGACGGUGUCUAUCUUCUCCCUGGUGCUGAUCGCUCUGGAGCGCCACCAGCUGAUCCUGCACCCCACGGGCUGGUCCCCCGCAGCCGGCCACUCCUACCUGGCUGUGGGGCUCACCUGGCUGGUGGCUUGCUUCAUCUCUCUGCCCUUCCUCUCCUUUAACAUUCUCACCAACGCCCCCUUCCAGAACCUCAGCCUGCCCGCCAACCCCUUCAGGGACCACCUGAUCUGCAUGGAGCUGUGGCCGUCCGAGCGCCACCGCCUGGCCUACACCACCUCUCUGCUGCUGUUCCAGUACUGCCUCCCCCUGCUGCUGGUGCUGCUCUGCUACCUCCGGAUCUUCCUCCGCCUCCGACGACGCAGGGACAUGGUGGAGCGGAGCAGAAAGACCCGCGGAGCCCAGAGGAUCAACGCCAUGCUGGCGGCCAUUGUGGUCGCCUUCGCCCUCUGCUGGCUGCCCCUCAACGUCUUCAACACCCUGUUCGACUGGCACCACCAGGCCUUGCCCGCCUGCCAGCACGACGCCGUCUUCUCCGCGUGCCACCUGACCGCCAUGGCGUCCACCUGCGUCAACCCCGUGGUGUACGGCUUCCUCAACAGCAACUUCCAGCGCGAGCUGAAGGCCACGCUGCAGCGCUGCCACUGCGGCCUGGGGGCGCCCGAGAGCUACGAGAACUUCCCCCUCUCCACGGUGGGGAGCGAGGGCAUCACCAAGGCCACCUCGCUCCACAGGAUGGGCUCCCUGAACACGGCGCCCGCCAGGGUCGAGGCCGGCGACUGCGUCCACAGCUAGCCGCUUGGGCUAACGCACGCAGACAGACAGCUACGGGGACAUGGAGGGUGGCUGAGAAGUUUCCGCUGGUCCCCCAGCCAUCAGCUGGCCGCACCCGCCGAGCCGGAAGGUAACCGCAAAGCGCGAGCAGAGGGGGAGGGUAACCAGCCCGGUGCGUGGCCCGGUUAACCAGCUUAUUUAGACGGAAAAACAGACACCGACCGACAGACACUAAGGCUGGGUUUCCAUGGCGAUAGAGUUCAGCUCCCCCCCCCCUCAAAAUAGAAUGUCAUCAUCACUGCAGACCGAGCAAAAUGUCGAAUAUCGUAAACACCGAGGACAGUGUGCUGGCGGAACGGACAGCAGGAAGAACGAACAGGCAACUAGGCAAGAAAUGUGGUCAACAGCUUGUUAAACAAGACAAGAGAGAGAGAGACAGGGAGAAGGGAGAGCGAGAGCCAGACAGACAGAGAAGAAAAAAAGCCAUUGUGAAAGUAAUACAGAGUUGCUCACGGAGCGAGGCACGCCGGGCCCCUGUUUCCAUGGCGAUGGGCUUAUUCUGAGCACUGCACCUUUUUCGGGUCCUCUGCAGAGCUGUCGUCAUUAAGCAACACUUCUGGGGUGUUAGGCCACUGUCACGUCAAUCACAGCCCUCUCCAUCACCCUGGCAGUCCCUCUGCCUGCCAGCUCCGCCAUUCCUCCACCCCCCUGCAUGUCUGUCUGUCUUUCAGCCUGCCUGUCUGUCUGUGUCGCUCUGACAGCCGUCGCCGAGCAACUUUGUUCUCGGCCACGACGCUGCAGGCGCUAUCUGACUCCGAAACAGCCUCUGCGCCGUUAAAGACAUGUCCUAAGUGAUGAAGUCGAGGGAACACUCGAAGUCAGAGGAUGGGGACUGUCUGGCUAAAACCAGACAAGCAGAUUCGGUGCCAAGCUCCCUCUCCCCUCGUUCUGUCUGGCUGAGACCAGAGGCUGAGGGACAUGUGCUGUGCUGUACGGCGGUCCAGCAGGUGUGGGGGUCUCCCGCAUCCAGACGGGCAUGUCAGUCUCGGUCUGGAGCUUGGAGCCAGGACAAUGGGGUUGGGGCUGGGCACUGGGGAAAGACACUCAGAAAUGACAGCUGGGUGUUCAUGGGAGGGAGGCUGGAGGAUGGGAGACUGGGGGAUUUCUUGGGGCUUGUAGCUGGGAACUAGGGACUGAGGAAUGAAGGCUAGAAAACUUUGAAUCUCCAUAUAUUAUUCCCUGCCAUAUCCUUUGGCUAAAUUGGCCAGUCUGUAAAAUCCAGUAAUCCCCGGCCUUAGGGAGAUGCAGACCAGAAGCCUGUGAAAGCGCUUUCAACAAAUUUCAGUUAACAUGGGUCACGGCUUAUAGCUCAUAUGGGAUUCUCAGGGAUGAAUCCAUAUUGACUUUAUGAUUGUGACACUGAUUAGAAAUGCUUUGUAAACCAAUCGAAUUGCAGUGUAAUUGUGCAUUGUGAAGAUU
Messenger RNA from Osmerus eperlanus (European smelt), 3248 nucleotides. RefSeq names its product neuropeptide Y receptor Y8a (gene npy8ar). Gene Ontology annotation, biological process: G protein-coupled receptor signaling pathway. The coding region runs from base 663 to 1790 and encodes 375 amino acids. Lineage: Eukaryota; Metazoa; Chordata; Actinopteri; Osmeriformes; Osmeridae. The transcript is spliced from 5 exons. Gene Ontology annotation, molecular function: neuropeptide Y receptor activity; neuropeptide binding. The record is from RefSeq and is a predicted model, not a curated record. Gene Ontology annotation, cellular component: neuron projection; plasma membrane.